Glycine soja is the source of this 2171-nucleotide messenger RNA. RefSeq names its product ABC transporter G family member 26-like. Gene Ontology annotation, molecular function: ABC-type transporter activity; ATP hydrolysis activity; ATP binding. Bases 54 to 2102 code for a protein of 682 amino acids. NCBI's taxonomy places the organism in Eukaryota, Viridiplantae, Streptophyta, Magnoliopsida, Fabales, Fabaceae. Gene Ontology annotation, cellular component: membrane. The record is from RefSeq and is a predicted model, not a curated record. The transcript is spliced from 9 exons.
UUCGUUGCUAGACUUUGCCUGAAACUAGCUCUUAUUGACUUACUUCCUUCACCAUGGAAAUUGGGAAAGAGGAUGAGAUUGUGGACAUGUCAAUGUCACCCCCAUUAGUUGGUUCCACUAACAAUGACACUUGUCACAACAAAGACAUCAUGUCUCAGGCAUAUCUUCAAAAUAAGUACUCAGAGAUUGACAUAAAAAUUGAAGGUUCCAAUAUGGAACAAAAUCGCCCCCUCCCCAUAUUUCUCAAGUUUGAAAAUGUGGAGUAUAAGGUGAGAAAUAGAAAAGCAGGCUCUAGUAACCUUGUGAAAACAAUGGUGUCAAAGGUAUCCACACAACUCACUGUGGAAGAAGAUAGAUAUAAGAAAAUUUUGAAGGGCAUCACAGGAAGCAUAGGCCCCGGUGAAAUUCUUGCUCUGAUGGGUCCUUCUGGCAGUGGGAAGACAACCUUGUUGAGAGUCAUAGGAGGAAGAAUAGUUGACAAUGUAAAGGGAAAAGUAACAUACAAUGAUGUUCGUUUUACUCCAGCUGUCAAGAGGAGGAUUGGAUUUGUGACACAAGAGGAUGUGCUUUACCCACAAUUAACUGUUGAAGAAACUUUAGUCUUCUCUGCACUCUUGAGGCUGCCAACCAAUAUGAGCAAGCAGCAAAAAUAUGCAAAAGUGAAUACAACUAUCAAGGAGCUAGGCCUUGAAAGAUGCCGCCACACAAAAAUAGUUGGAGGAUAUCUCAAAGGCAUAUCAGGAGGAGAAAGGAAGAGAACCUGCAUAGGCUAUGAAAUUCUUGUUGAUCCUUCACUGUUGCUACUUGAUGAACCAACUUCUGGCCUUGAUUCCACCGCAGCAAACAAACUCCUUCUCACACUUCAAGGACUUGCUAAGGCUGGAAGGACUAUAAUUACAACAAUACAUCAGCCAUCCAGCAGAAUCUUUCAUAUGUUCGACAAACUUCUUCUAAUAUCAGAAGGCUAUCCUGUUUACUAUGGAAAGGCUAAGGACACAAUGGAGUACUUUUCAUCCUUGAGAUUCACCCCACAAAUUCCAAUGAAUCCUGCAGAGUUCUUGCUUGACUUGGCAACUGGACAAGUGAAUGACAUAAGUGUUCCAACUGAUAUCUUGCAAGAUCAAGAAUCUUCUGACCCUUCAAAAGUUGUUAUUGAAUAUCUACAACUCAAAUACAAAACUCUACUGGAACCAAAAGAAAAAGAAGAGAACCAUAGAGGAGCAAACACACCAAAACAUCUUCAACAAGCCAUUCAGGUUAAGAAGGAGUGGACAUUGAGUUGGUUGGACCAAUUUGAUAUUCUUUCCAGGAGAACAUUCAAAAUACGAUGCAAGGACUAUUUUGAUAAGCUAAGACUAGUUCAAGCACUUGGUAUUGCACUUUUGUUAGGGCUCCUUUGGUGGAAAUCUUCAACCAACACUGAAGCUCAACUCAGAGAUCAGGUUGGUUUGGCUUUCUACAUCUGUAUAUUCUGGACAUCUUCAAGUAUUUUUGGAGCAGUCUAUGUCUUUCCAUUUGAGAAGUACUACUUGAUAAAAGAAAGGAAAGCUGACAUGUAUAGACUAAGUGUAUACUAUGCAUGUAGCACUAUAUGUGACAUGGUGGCACAUGUUUUGUAUCCUACAUUUUUCAUGGUCAUCUUGUACUUCAUGGCUGGCUUUAAGAGGACUGUUGCUUGCUUCUUCCUGACACUAUUCAGUAUUCUGUUAAUUGCCAUAACAAGUCAAGGGGCAGGAGAACUAUUUGGAGCUGCAAUUAUGAGUGUUCAAAGAGCAGGGACAGCUGCUUCUUUAAUACUAAUGUUAUUCCUUCUCACAGGUGGCUACUAUGUCCAGCACAUACCAAAGUUCAUGAAGUGGUUGAAGUAUUUGUCCUUCAUGUACUAUGGCUUCAGGCUUCUUCUAAAAGUGCAGUAUUCAGGUGACCAAUUAUAUGAUUGUGAAAGCAAGGGAGGGUGCAGGACCCUGCAGAGUUCACCUACAUUUGGCAUUGUAAACUUGAAAGGUGGAUUAAAAGAAGUGUGGAUUCUGCUAGCUAUGGCCUUAGUCUUUCGAUUGUUAGCUUACUUGUGCCUUCGUAGAAGAAUUGAUCAUUCCAACUAAUCUAUAAUGGAAUUCAUUGCUUUAGAUCUAAGUAAUUUACUACAGUAGGAUUUGAGAGAAGAAAUAAUA